AUGCCUAUCCGCGAUGUGGCAUUCAAAACGUCUGACCACCUCACACUUCGAGGUUGGGUCUUCACUCCCAGCUCCUUCGAUGGAAAGCUUCCGUGUGUGGUAAUGGCGCACGGCUUUGCGGCCCAUAAAGAAUUCAACCUAGGUAGCUUUGCGGAGUAUUUCACUUCGAACCUGCCAGUCGCUGUAAUUGCCUAUGAUCAUCGUUGUAUCGGAGCCAGCGAUGGAGAACCAAGACGAGAAAUCAUCCCUGCCUUACAAAUAAGCGACUAUUCCGAUGCUAUCACUUUUGCACAAUCUCUUCCAGAGGUUGCCGCCGACAAAAUUGCUAUCUGGGGAAGUUCAUACAGUGGAGGUCACGUUCUCACAGUUGGCGCGGUUGAUCGUCGAGUUAAAGCUGUUAUUAGCCAAGUCCCUCUCACUAGUGGAUGGGAUACUUUCCAUCGUAUACACAGAGCUGACUUCGUUCCGAGCCUAAACAAGUUAUUCGAAGACGAUCGCCUUGCUCGUGCCAGAGGAGAAGAGCCGGCUCGGGUGCCCGUGGUAGACAAAGAUCCUCACGCCUUUUCCGUUCUUCCUUCAGAAGACAGCUAUAUCGGCUACAGCUCAGGAAUACCAUUCGGAUGGGUAAAUGACGUGACACUGAAGAGCCUCGAGGCAUUCCGAGCAUACGAACCUUCGGCGCUUAUUGAACGUAUCAGCCCUACUCCGUUGUUGAUGAUUGUGAUGGAUAAUGAUGUUGUCACACCUACCGACCUUGCGCUUGGUGCUUUCGCAAGAGCAAAGGAACCCAAGCAAUUACACAUUCUGCCGGGAGGACAUUUCGACCCAUAUAAUGGGCAACUCUUCGACGAAAAUGCACCGGUACAGGCCAGGUUUCUACAAGAGCAUCUCCUAAAGUAG
Messenger RNA from Aspergillus tubingensis, 900 nucleotides. Its product is annotated as alpha/beta hydrolase. Gene Ontology annotation, molecular function: hydrolase activity. The record is from RefSeq and is a predicted model, not a curated record. The transcript is spliced from 4 exons. Bases 1 to 900 code for a protein of 299 amino acids. Lineage: Eukaryota; Fungi; Ascomycota; Eurotiomycetes; Eurotiales; Aspergillaceae.